CAAACCUGCAAACCAAGUCCUUAAUAACUUUUCUCGUGUUAAUCAAAAGAUAACUUUUCUCGUGUUAAAUCAUUCAUGCUUCUAAUUUCAUUGUUAGUUUCUCAAGGUACCAUUUCAAACGUAGAUGAAUUAUAACAUUGAAAAUAUAAAAAUGCUGAUGCGAUGAUGAUUAAUAUUUACAAUUAGUACUUCAAAAUUCUCACUUAAUCCUGAAGAUAAAUAUGCUAGGCUUUUCUCUUUGUCUCAACAAGAAAAUCAUGAAGACUGUUGAAACAUAAGAACAAAUGAAUAAAUAUAUUAAUCCCUGACAAAGUACUCUUUUGAGACAAAAUUGCUGUUCCAUAGACCUUUGAGGUUUGACCUGCCACGAGGAUUAACCGAGCCCCCUCUUUCCAUCACCUCCCACUCGCUAACAUCGGCGCGUAAAACUACCAACAUUUUUAAAUGUCUCACGACUUACCGAAAAAGAGUAAAAAGUAAAAAAAGAAGGAAAGCGAAAGCGGGGGGUCCCAGUGGAUCAGGAGGAAAGCAAAAAGCAUACGGUAAGAGGCAGAAGAAGCAGAGCAAUGUCAUUGGUGAGAGACGUCGUUAACUCACGCGCGACCACCGAGCGUUAAGCUCGAGGCUGUUCUGUCCCUUUCCCUUAAGUUCCCUUCCUUCUGUUCUUUGUACAAAAAAUUAUUUAUAUACAAAAAGCUGUCUUCGGUAUAUUCAAUUUAUUAUUUAUAAUCAAAACUAUUUAUUCAAAACAUUCAAUACCGUGACAGAAAAUUUAAUUUAACCGAAAAUAUCUGAAAAUAUUUAAAAAUGAGUUUUUUGUUUAAAACCUAGUAAAAACACAAAAUCCAGAUUCUCUUCCAUAGCACGCUCUCUCUUUCUUUAAUCUUCUGCAUCUUCAGACACACUUCCCUCUCUCUACUCAACUGUCCUCUCACUUGCCUUUGUGCUUUCAAUCUCUCCUUCGCUCUCAAUAUCUUAUCUCCAUCUCUACGUUAUCUUUUCCUUCACUGUCUUCUUUGUAAUUCUCUGUUCUUUUCUUCUUCCUUGUCAUGACGGUUCCGGACGCAAAAACCAGCUCCGGCAACGAGAAGCUUGUGGUGGAGAUAAUAGGGGCCCACAACCUCAUGCCAAAAGACGGCGAAGGCUCUUCAUCACCUUUCGUGGAAGUCGAGUUCGAGGACCAACGUCUACGAACUCACGUCAAACGCAAAGACCUCAACCCAAUAUGGAACGAGAAGCUCGUCUUCCACGUCAUCGACGUCAACGAGCUACGUUACAAAACGCUAGAGAUCAGCGUUUUCAACGAGAAGCGUUCUUCGAACAGCAGAAACUUUUUGGGUAAAGUCAGAGUUACGGGUUCUAGCGUUGCAAGAGAAGGAGAAUCAGUCGCUAAGCUGUACACGCUCGAAAAGAGAAGCCUUUUCUCGCACGUGCGAGGAGAGAUCAGCUUAAAACACUACGUCACGACUACAACUGAGAACGAUGGAAAUAUAAGUCGGGUUAACGGGUCGGGUGGUUCGAAAAAAACCAAGAAAGUGUGCUCUUCAAUUGGUACUCAGCAACAACAGCAGCAACAACAACAAAUAGCUCUUCUCAAUCACCAGCAACAGAAUCAACAAAGGAUGCUACCGUUUUAUCCAAACCAAGGAGAGAUAAAGCCUCUUGUGAUAACCGCUCUACCCGGUCCAAGACCCGGACCUGGACCCGUCAUUUACCCAAACGGGUCGAGUGAGUUUUCUCUCAAGGAGACAAAGCCACGUCUUGGAGGAGUUACCAGCGGUUUGAGCAGUCACAAGGACAAGACAAGCUCGACUUACGAUCUCGUCGAGCAAAUGCAGUACCUUUACGUAAGAGUCAUGAAAGCUAAAGACUUGUCCGUAUCCGGAGAAGUCGUGUCUGAAAUAAAGUUGGGUAAUUACAAGGGAGUUACUAGAAAGGUUAAUUCGAGUAGCCUCGAGUGGAAUCAAGUCUUCGCAUUUUCUAAAGAAACCAUUCAAUCAUCCGUAGUUGAGAUCUUCCUCAGAGAAGUAAACCGAGACGAAUACACCGGUCGGGUCUGGUUCGAUUUAAGUGAAAUCCCCACCCGGGUACCUCCGGAUAGUCCGUUAGCUCCGCAAUGGUACAAAAUAGAGAGUCGAAACGGCGUCGGAGGAGAGCUUAUGGUUUCCGUAUGGUUCGGGACUCAAGCGGAUGAAGCUUUUUCCGAAGCGUGGCAUUCAAAAGCUGGUAACGUUCACAUAGAGGAGCUCUCUUCUAUCAAAUCAAAAGUUUACUUGUCUCCCAAGCUAUGGUACCUUAGGGUUUCCGUAAUUGAAGCUCAAGACGUUGCUGUUAUGAACAAAGGAUCAGGUCUCAUGAGGUUCCCUGAGCUCUCAGCGAAGCUACACGUCGGGAGCCAGAUCUUGCGGACCACGGUCUCGGCUUCGAACCCGACACGUAGCUUUACGAAUCCGUACUGGAACGAGGAUUUGAUGUUUGUGGUUGCUGAGCCGUUUGAGGAUUGCAUUAAUGUUAUAGUGGAGGAUCGUGUCAGUGGUAAUGAUGUUGGGAGGGUUCAGAUUCCGGUUUUGGCUGUUGAGAGAAGAACCGGGGAUAAACCGGUUGGUUCGAGAUGGUUUACUUUAGACAACGGUAACAACAAUAGUCAGUUUGGUUCGAGGAUUCAUCUGAGGCUGUCGCUAGACGGUGGCUACCAUGUCUUGGAUGAAGCCACGAUGUACACCAGCGACGUUAGACCGACAGCGAAAGAGCUUUGGAAACCGCAUGUCGGGCUUUUGGAGAUCGGGAUUCUCGGCGCGACGGGUCUGAUGCCGAUGAAGGUUAGAGACGGGAAAGGUUCUGGAACAGCUGACUCGUACUGCGUGGCUAAGUAUGGGCCUAAGUGGGUGAGAACGAGAACCGUUGUGGACAGUCUUUGUCCGAAGUGGAACGAGCAGUAUACUUGGGAAGUUAACGACCCGUGCACGGUUGUAACCAUUGGUGUGUUCGAUAACGUGCGGGUCGACAAGAGUAACAGCAACACGCGCGAUGCGCGGAUCGGGAAGGUGAGGAUCAGGUUGUCAACGCUGGAGACGGAACGUGUUUACACGCAUUCGUAUCCGUUGCUUGUGUUGCACGCUACUGGAGUUAAGAAAACCGGUGAGCUUCAUUUAGCUGUUAGGUUAUCGUGCGGCAACGCUGUUAAUAUGUUUCAGAUGUAUACGUUACCGCUUCUUCCGAAGAUGCAUUAUACUCAGCCGUUAGGAGUUCAUUUGAUUGAGCGUUUGCGUUACCAGACGCUAAACGCAGUUGCUGCGAGGCUGAGUAGAGCGGAACCGCCUUUGGGACGCGAGGUUGUUGAGUACAUGCUUGAUCACGAUUUUCACGUUUGGAGUAUGAGAAGGAGCAAAGCUAAUUUUUUCCGUCUGGUUAACGUGGUUUCGAGUUUGGUCUGGGUUGCGAGAUUGGUCGAGGCUAUGAGGAGUUGGACCAAACCGGUUUGCUCUACGGUUUUCGUUGCGGUGUUCUUGUUUAUGGUUUUGUUUCCGGAGCUUAUAUUACCGUCUUUGUUUCUCUACGCGGCUGCUGUUGGCGUUUGGCGUUUCAGAAAGCGGCCUAGGCACCCGCCGCACAUGGACGCGCGUAUCUCCCACGCGGAGACCGUGUUUCCCGACGAGCUUGACGAAGAGUUCGACACGUUUCCGACGAGCAGAGGGUUUGAAGUUGUGAGAAUGAGGUACGAUCGAGUUAGGAGCAUCGCCGGGAGGAUUCAGACGGUAGUUGGUGACAUGGCGAGUCAAGGAGAGAGAGCACAGGCGUUGCUGAGCUGGCGUGAUCCGCGCGCGACGUUUAUAUUCUUGGUGUUCUGUUUGGUCUCUGCGGUUGGGUUUUACGUCGUGCCGGUUAAGUUAACGGUUGCUGUUUCUGGUUUGUAUUAUCUGAGACCGCCUCGGUUCAGGAGGAGGCUGCCGUCGCGUGGGCUUAGCUUCUUUAGGCGGUUGCCGUCUAGAGCCGAUAGCUUGCUUUAGAUCUUUUUGUUUUAAAAACAUGUUGUCCUUUAUGUUAUUACUAGUAGUGACUUUAGCUUUUGGUAGGCUUCUUGAUUCAAUGGAUUUGUUUUGGUCAAGUUAACCGGUGUAGGGACUGUACCAACAAGUUGCAUUAAUGAUUAGGAGGAUGCUUUGUUGUUUCAUUGCAAAAGUUUGCUAACUGCUUGUAGUUUUUCUUUUUGGUCCCAAUGAAUGACUUUCCUUGCUCUGUGUGACAUAAAAGAAUAGACAUGACUCAAUACCCCCUCUUGAUUUGUCAUAUAGUAAGGACUUGCUAACAUUUUAUGACUUCUUCAUCUCAAUGGUCAUUGGUCAGCGAAAUGAUAAAUUUUUGUAAUGGUUGAAAUAUUUAUUUUUGUUAAUUACUUAUAUUUCUAAACUAAAAAAUUUCUUGAUUUUAAGCUAAUUUUGAUGAAUAAUUUUAUGAAAUUGUGUCUAUUUUACAUGGAGAAAUAAAACAUUACUGGUUCUAGUUUUAACCUUAAGGUUUAAUGUAAAUGUUACUAUUUUUGAAAAUAUGAACUAAUCUUCAAUUUUCUUAAUCAUGCAAAACAGAAAAAAACUAGUUUUGAGAUAAAAAAAAAAUUAAAAUAUGAACUAAUCUUCAAUUCUCUAAAUAAUCAUGCAAAAGUAGAAAAAAAAACUAGUCUUGAGGUAAAAACUAAAAAAUUGAAUGAAAUGUAUUCAAAU
Messenger RNA from Brassica rapa (field mustard), 4718 nucleotides. Its product is annotated as FT-interacting protein 3. The record is from RefSeq and is a predicted model, not a curated record. NCBI's taxonomy places the organism in Eukaryota, Viridiplantae, Streptophyta, Magnoliopsida, Brassicales, Brassicaceae.